AUGCCUCGGAGGGCCCUCCUGCAACCAGUACUGCAGUCCGUGUUUUGCUCAGCCGGCAAGGCCUUCAGCAACUGCCAAGUCCUCUGCAGCCAGCAGGCUCCAGCCUAUAGGUUGCUCAGGAUCCUCCUGCAGAAGUCACUGGGUCCUGCCUCGCCAACUGGCCUUCCUGUGAGUAAGGGAACGGGUAAGGAGAACCAACUCUCCUCUCUAGGCUCACGCCUACCCUUCCCCGCUCCACUGUGUUCAGGCCGAGGUGCCAGCCUGAGCCCAGAUUGAGGCCUCCGCCUGGCAUUGCUGCUGCAAACGCAGAGGCUGGAAGGGAAGUCAGCUUGUUUCCCUUAGAUUGGCAUCAAGCCCUGCACCACCCCCUCCUAUCGGUGCCAAGGAUUUCCUCCACUCUGCCUCUCUUUGCCAAUGUGCCCAGCCUUCAGGGCACCAUCUAGGCCAGGGGUCAGCAAACCUUUUCAGCAGGGGGCCGGUCCACUGUCCCUCAGACCUUGUGGUGGUCCGGACUAUAUUUUUGGAGGGGAAAUCAACAAAUUCCUAUGCCCCACAAAUACCCUAGAGAUGCAUUUUAAAUAAAAGCACACAUUCUACUCAUGUCAAAACACGCUGAUUCCCAGACGGUCCGCGGGCCAGAUUUAGAAAGCGAUUGGGCUGGAUCCGGCCCCUGGGCCUUAGUUUGCCUACCCAUGAUCUAGGCCUUUCUGCUGAACGUUCUCUGUUUUGCCCUGGGGGAACCGAGGGAGCGGGAACGCUUCGAAACACUCCCGUCCAGCCUCUGGGGGCAGAGUUUAGUCCCUACAGAGAAGCCUGAUGCCAUGCGUGGGCCUCUCUCCUCCGUAAACCUUCAUGCCUAGCUGCCCUUUCUCCCCUCUGCCGCCAGUAAGGGGGCGAUGGAGACACAGCAGAAAUGAGAAUUUUGCCCUAUUUGUGUACCAACCAACCAGAGGAGGUUGGUCCAUUAGAGCAAACAGGACUCUCUGCCCUAGAAAUGAAACGGCCUGCAAUUUUAUUUAUAUUUAUAUAUAUAAAGUAAAACACACCCAACCACCCUUUCCUAGCCUAGUGAGCUCUCUCCUUUGCUUUUUGUUAUUCUUCACGGGUUUAACUUCUGAACUCAUUUUAUAGCUACACCAGGAGAAAAGUAACAAAUGCAUGUGAGAUGAUUGCCCGGGCCAGGCUUUUUUAAAAAAAAACAACCCACAGUUAAUUUCGUUUUGGUUUUGUUUGUUUAAAUCUGUGUGUUUAUUUGGAAGAAAAUUCCACUUAUUUCAGUGGGGUUUGCUCUCCAGCGCAGUGUGCAUCCUUCAUCUUGCAUUUUCCUUACAUACAGGGUUGCUGUCUUUCGUAUGUUUGCCCUCCUCCCUUAAAACAAAAACAAAAACCAACAGCAGGCUGAAUCAAGACUGAAUCAUUGAUUCCUGAAUCAAUACAGGCAUCAAGCAAUCCCAUUCAUUUACCCCUGCCAGGUAAAACUAUAGUCUUCUAUAUUUUCAAGUGAGAAGGCUGUUAAAACGCACAGGAGCAUGUCCAGGAAAACACAACCAGUGGCAAAUGGCCUACAUCUGGAAAGUAUUGGCAUGAUUUUUCUCAACAGAACUUCAUGUCAUUAGAUAAUAUCCUUUGAUGUAGUAUGCUGAGUAAAUGCGUGGAGAGGGAGGGACGGGUGCGGCAGGAUGAUAAAAAUGCCCGGUUCAGAAAUUAGUGAGUGUUGCUAGGCGUACAAUUGCAACAGUGGAAAUUCCCCAAUCUGUUUACUUGUUUGUCUUUUGAGGGAAGAUGCCCACAAAGGCAGCAAGGCAGCAACCAGGAGGAAGACAUCAUAAAAUAUCUGUUUUAUGACCUAACCACAACUCGCAAGUUUUGUGAUCUAACCAAGGUAGCAAAGGUGACAGGAAGAUUAGUAUAUCUUUAAUGAAAUACAGACUCACUCUCACAAGAUAGGAUCGGGAAACCAAACUUAAUAAAAACAACUCAGAAACUUCAACUGGUCCAAAAAGCAGCUGCCAGAUGACAGGUUGUGGUUCCUUUUAGAUCUUGUGUAACUCCUGUUUUCGGUUUGUUUCCAGGCCUGAUUCAAAGGCGCUCGCACUAGUGUUUAAAGCCCUAGACAACUUAGUUGCCAAGUAUUCCCUAUAAACUUUCUACUUCCCUACAGAGCCUCUUGGGUGUUAAGACUGACCAGAGUAGUAGUUGGUAGUUCCAUCACCCUCAGAGGUUCUGGAGAUGGUAGCCUGGGCAAUGAUAUUCUCUGGCAGCUCCUAGGUUGUAGAAUUCCCAAAGAGUUGCAUCGGACACCUUCAUUAGAUAGUUUCCGGUGUAUGCUGAAGACUCACAUCUUUACUCUAACCUUUACCCUAACACCUGAGAUAAAUGUUUUCAGAACCCAUCCUAUUCCCGCAACGCUCAUUUGUUUUAAUUGUUUUUAAUGUGGAAUUUUUAAUUGUUGGAAGAUGCCCUGGGACCUGCUGGUGAAGGGUGGAUAAUAAAUUGAGUACUACUACUACUAAUAAUUAAUAAUAAUAAUAAUAAUAAUAAUAAAGGGGUUGACCCCUGCGAGGAUGGCCUUCGUCUACUGGGCUGCCUGCAGGACAUGCACUGAGCACCACGACAAUGUGUUUCAUAUGAUCCUCAUGUUCUGUUUGACAUGCAUAAUCCUUCAACUCCCCAAAGGGGUCUGAAUAUCACAGAUCAACCGGCUUCGAGUGCUCGUCAUUUGUAUGAUCCUCAGGCUCAGCCCUAGUUCCCCAAAGAUCAUAAAACUACACAUCUUGACAAUAUGAUCUACAAAACACCUAAGUCAAUAUCAGUGGUGCCUACUGUGUUUCCCAAGCUCUGUUUAUGUGUGAGUGUUGCUCAUUCCUUCUAGUUAUGCAUGUUUUUAGACAUAAGUUCCAUUUUGGUUACUGCCAAGUAUAGGAUAAUUGUGUUGUUGUUAUGAGUGAGGAAAGGGGCAAGCAGAUUCAGGUACUAAUUCUUCAUAUUUCUGAGUGUAGUUACAGUUAGGAUUAUCUGGCCAGUGCCUUUUUACAGCAUAAACUGCAUUGUCCAACCGAUGGCAUUCAUGUUAUUGUUUUUAUUCUACAUGGCAAUUAUCCCCAUGUAAACAAUGUGCGUAGAGCAGACCUUUGAUUACUGAAAUAAAUCUCAGUUACAUGGCCCUGGUUGUGCAAUUCACUGGGUUACUAAGGUGAUAUUUACUUGUAUAGAAGGAGUGUUCACAUCAAAGCAUGAUGUUAGCCAACGUUUGAAUCCUUUCAUUUUGUUUUCAGAUUAGCUAG
Molecule: messenger RNA, 3284 nt
Organism: Podarcis lilfordi (Lilford's wall lizard)
Lineage: Eukaryota; Metazoa; Chordata; Lepidosauria; Squamata; Lacertidae
Source: the annotation of a GenBank genome assembly